This is a messenger RNA of Cryptotermes secundus, 4367 nucleotides long. RefSeq names its product trichohyalin. NCBI's taxonomy places the organism in Eukaryota, Metazoa, Arthropoda, Insecta, Blattodea, Kalotermitidae. The record is from RefSeq and is a predicted model, not a curated record. Bases 136 to 4251 code for a protein of 1371 amino acids. The transcript is spliced from 4 exons.
UUCGUUAUGUUGCAUUUCGUGAAUGUUGGCAACACUUGAGGUCUAAACGAGAGCAGAAUAUUUUGUGCGUUCUAUAAAUAUGUAAUAGGGGCGUGUGCUGGUGUUAUGUUUAUAAGCAUUAACGUCUGAAAUCAAAUGUCGUGUUUAGAAUUGAGGAUCCCUAAACGGGCAAAGUUUAUACAGUCAAAUUAUGAAAGGAACAUAAACAGAAGCAGACUAUUAGGCUGGGCAGAUGAGACACUUUCAAAACUAAAAUCAGACAGAAAUUUUCUAAGGCGAAAAGUAAAGAAGACCAAUGAUGAGGAGAACGCAAGUGUUGACUCUGAUAUGACAUCUUCAAAAAAAGAUAAAUGUGUAAGGGAAGAAAUCUCUCAGUUGAAAUCAAAUGAAGUAGCAACAUACGUUUCAGAAAUUGUGACUUCAAAAAUGAAAAGAAAGAUACAGCAUAUGGCAUUCGAUGGCAGUAUCACAAGAGAGAAGCAGAAAAGCAAAGCUUCAGAUAAGGAACGUAUAACUAAUAAUGAAGCAGAUGAGAAUUGUGAUAAGCAUUAUGAAUUAAAAUCUAAACAUAAGUUGGAUGAAUCAUUCAGUGAAGACCAAGAAGGUGAUCUUUGUAGGCAUGAAAAAUGUACAAGGAAUAGGAAGAAAAGGGAGUAUAAUGAAGGGAAAAUUUUGGAAAACACCUGUACAGAAAACCUAUUGUCAGACUUCAAAGAAAGAUCAAAGAAGAGGGACAAAGUGAUGGAACAUUACAGAUCUCAAGGAGUUAGUUGUCGCCAUUUUUGUAAAUGUGCCUCAAAACAAAUUAGAAGUCAGAAAUUAAAGAAAUAUAGAACACCUGAAGAUUUUUAUUCAGUUAAUGAAAAUGAUUCCGCUUCAGAGAAAGUGAAAAAUGCUGCUACAUGUAAACAAGAUAAGAUAAAAAAAUUAAAACAACCAUUGAACAGUAUAUUAGAAGAGGGUGACCAAUUAAGUGAUGCAGAUAUACCUAGAGAAGAUCUGAAAGAGAAGAAAAAAGAAAAGAGGUACUGUACACAUUCAGUUUCAGAGGAAUGUAUCUCAGAAAAAAAGAAACUGAAAAAAUAUAAGCUAUAUACACAGAAAUAUAAAUCUGAUGAAAAUAUGUCUACUUCAAGAAGAGAGAGUGAGAUGAAUGACAGAGAAAAGGAGGCAUUUGAAGGAUGUUGUGGUUUGUGUGAAAAAAUCAAAAGAAAAAAGCACAAACAUGACCAUACGUUCAACGAAAAAUGGGAAGAAGCAAAAAAAUUGAGUCAUUGGCAUAGUUCCUGCAAAACUGAAUUUGCUUCAAGUAGAAGAGAACAAAAUAAUGGCACAGAAAAUUCUCCCAACACCAAAGAAUACAAGAGAAAAAGGAAAACUGAAAAAGAUGAUGCAUACAGUGAAACUGAAAUUAUUUCAGAAGGAGCUAAGGAACACAGUGAAUAUGGUUAUUAUGACGACGGUGAUUCAAGGCCAGGAAAGUGGAAGAAGAGAAAGAAGGAAAAAGAAAAUUAUGAGGUUUAUGAAAAUAUAGCAGAUUUAGAAGAGAGGGGUAAGAAGAGAAUGUAUUCUGAUAGAAGUGGUAUAAAUGCAAUGGAAGCUUCCUCUGUCCAAGAAAGACAAAAGAAGAAACACAAAGAAGCAGAAAAAGACAAAUAUUGUCAUUUGCCAGUUUACAUAGAAGGAAAAGGUAAAAAGAACACAAAGAAUAAUACACCCAAAGAAAAUGCUAGUACCAGUGAUGACCUGAAGACAGACAGGAAUAAUGUAAAUGCAGUGGAAGCCUGUUCCACCCAAGUAAAGCAAAAGAAGAAACACAAAAAAGUUGAGAAAGAAAUUUCUAAUAAUUUAUCAGUUGACAAAGAGGAAGGAAGUAAAAAGAAGAGAAAGAAGAAGAGGCACGAAGAAAAUGCUGGUACUGAGGAUAACCUGAAGACAGACAGAAAUGAUGUAAAUGCAAAGGAAGCUUCGUCAGUCCAAAAGAAACUAAAGAAAAAACACAAAGAAGUUGAAAAAGAAAAAUAUUAUAAUUUAUCAGUUGACGUGGAGGAAGAAAAUAAAAAGAGUAGGAAAAAGAAGAGACAUGAAGAAAGUGCUGGUACUGAGGAUAACCUAAAGACAGACAGGAAUGAUGUAAAUACAAUGGAAGCUCCACCAGUCCAAGGGAAACAAAAGAAAAAAAGCAAAAAAAUUGAAAAAGAAAAAUAUUACAGUUUAUCGGUUGACAUGGAGGAAGAAAUUAAAAAGAAUAGGAAAAAGAAGGGGCAUGAAGAAAGUGUGGGUACUGAGGAUAACCUAAAGACAGAUAGAAAUUAUGUAAAUGCAAUGGUAGCCUGUUCCACCCAAGCAAAACAAAAGAAGAAACACAGAGAAAUUGAGGAAGAAAAUGAUUGUAAUUUAUCAGUUAACAUAGAGGAAGGAAGUAAAAAGAAAGGAAAGAAGAAGAGGCAUGAAGAAAAUGCUGGUACUGAGGAUAACCUAAAGACAGACAGGAAUGAUGCAAAUGCAAUGGAAGCUCCAUCAGUCCAAGAGAAACAAAAGAAUAAACACAAAGAAGAUGAAAAAGAAAAAUUCUGUAACUUAUCAGCUGACAUAAUUGAAGAAAGUGAAAAGAAGAGGCAUGAAGAAAAUGUCAGUACUGAUGCUAGCCAGAAGACAGAUGAGUAUGUGGAAGACCCUUCAUUAUUGGAUGGUGCAUCAAGUAAUAUAAAAUAUUCUGUGAAAGGAAGAUAUAAUUCCAGCAAUACAAGUCAGCGUCAUGCAGAGGGAAUGGAAUCAAUAAAAUCUAAGAGAAACAAAGCUGUAUCAGUAAUCUCAAAGGAAAAAACGUGGACUGAAACUAAAGGCUGUGCAAUAAUAGAAGGUGACCAAAAAUCUAAUCAGUCUCCAGAAUCAAUGCAAAGCGUAGGCAACUUUAAAAAAAACGAAAGUAACUGCAUGCAAAUAAAUGCAUCGCAUGACAAAAAUAUUAAAGAAAGCAGAAAAACAUCCAAUUUUGGUUUGUCGCCAAUUUUUAGGUUAUUAGCCACUGAACCUGAUUUCAGUAAUGCCACACAUGUUUGUCAGACUUGCAGAUGUAAAUCGCAUCCUGAUGUUACACCCAGUGAGAGCAAUGCAGGUGUAACUGAGAACAUCGGUAACGUUGUUAUUAAAAUUGAACCAGGUGUAAGAAUUAAACAAGAAAAAGAGGAUAUUGACAACAGUGAACCUCACAUUAUGGAUCAGCAGGUAUUAGCUGUGAAAAAAGAGUCACAAACUGAACUGGACACAGAUUGCAUGAAUAGAACAGAUGAUGCUGUAAGAAACAUGGAAAGCAAUGAUAUAUCCAUGGACAAUUUAAGUGAUAAGGAAAUGGAGGGAUCUGCAGGAAAUGGUAUUGUUCAAAAUGAAUAUUCAGUUGUGAAAGAAGGUAUGGAGAUACAUAAAACUGACAAUGAGUAUGGUAUAGGGGAAUAUGUGGAAGGCUUCAGUGAUGAAUGUGUAGUAAAUGGAAAUAAAGAAACAGAUAUUGACACUCCUUUUCAUAAUAUUUAUGAUGAUAAGAUAACUGUGAAGGAAGAAAUUUAUCAUUUGACAAAUACGUGUUAUUAUCAAAAUGACAGCAGAAACUAUGCAGAAGAUACAUCAGAUGUAAACUUAGAUUUUGUAGGAAAGCAGACAACUGCUUGCACGGGUAAUACUAAUGAACUUACUACAGUUGGUGUUUUAGGUAGUACUUACAGCACAGUGACAAAUGUGCAUAGGACUGCAAGUGUACAAGAAGUGAAUGGAUUAAAUUUAGAUGCUGUGCUAAAGUGUGAACAAGCUACUUUGAAUGAACCACAGAAUAGGUUCAUUUUAGACAUAAUUCCAAAAGCAGCAAAUAUACAAAAUACUACAUGGAAUGAAGAUGAAGCAGGCAGCUCGUAUUGGUCAUCUGUAAAUAUAAAUGAGCAGCAGACAUCUCAGUUCAAUGAUAUUGAACCAUUUAGAACUGGCCGAGUCAAUUUCACAUAUGUUCCAACAUGGUGGAAGAGAGGACGGAUUGCAAAGGUACUAGGUGUACCUGUUAAAGCUGUGCGUAUUUAUUCCAAUCACUAUGGCCCCAAUUGCCACAAGAAGUAUGUAAGCGUAAAUUUCCCAAAUCCUCAGUGUCUGAAGAAAAUCAUGAGUUGUGCACACAGAAUUCCAUCCUCAGGAUGGUUUGUGACAAGAGGAUUGGAACGUUGGGCAAGAGUACAACAAAGACGUUCGGAGUCAUUCCACCAGUAAAUAUUUUUUAUUGACAUUUGUUGCAUAUGGAGAUACUUGUAUGUCACAUUAUGAAUGAAGAAUGUAUGCAGAAAAAGAUUUCUUUUGUAUAAUAAUAAAAUUUCUUCUUGAGCAGU